AUGACGCUGGUGUCAACGUCGCUGGGCGGGCGGCGCAGCGACGUCUUCUGGACGCGCAUAUUCCUAUUCGGCGCUUCCUGUGUGGCGGGACUCAUCAUCGCCCGCCGCCGGAAGCUGCACCGUUUUCACCUGCACAUCCUGAAUGCCAAGUCGGCGGACUGCGGCCGCCUUUUCGGGCUCGAUAUUGGCGGCACGUUGACGAAAAUGGUCUACUUCCAGUCGGCUGACGGUGCGGCCGCGGUGCAGCGACAGCAGAUGGAACGUCAGCUCAAUCGAUUGGAUCCACUGACCCCACGCGAGCGGCGGCGCGUGGAGGGCAGCCUGCCUCUCAUCGAUGACUUCAUCAUGAGUCUCCACGCCACGGACGAGGCUCAGCGCGAGGAGCGACUGCAGCUGUUUGUACCUGAGCUAGGUGGAACCAUCCACUUUAUUAACUUUCCCACAGCCAAAAUGGACGAGAUCACAGACUUUGUGCGCCGCCGUUUCUUCCACCGAUACAUUAAGAAGAUCGCCUGCACAGGUGGCGGUGCCUUCAAGUUUUCUCCGUUGUUCGUGUCGCGCUUAGGUAUCGAGCUGCAAAAGGCGGAUGAGAUGGAUGCACUGAUCCAGGGGCUCAACUUUGUUCUGCAGAACGCUCCAAACGAGUGCUUCACGUUCGUGAAGGUGGUUCCAGACACCCAGGGGCUUGGAAGUGCAACAAAGAAAAUGCUACCAAAGCUGAACAAGCACGACUUGUAUCCGUUCCUCCUCGUGAAUAUUGGCUCCGGUGUGAGCAUUCUCAAGAUCACAGGAGAGUCGCAAUACGAACGCGUGUCUGGCACGAGCCUGGGCGGUGGAACCUUUCUAGGUCUUUGCCGCGCAUUGUCUAAGCUUCACACGUUCGACGAGGCGAUGGAUGCCAGUGUUGAGGGGGACUCGAAUGAGGUGGACAUGACCGUGGGCGACAUCUAUGGUACCGCCGGAUAUGAGCAGUUCCAUCUUAAGCCAGACACAGUAGCCAGCAGCUUCGGCAAGGCCGGCGCGCGGCGCCAGCCACAUCCACCGCAAGACGCUGACCUAGCGCGCUCGCUGCUCUUUAUGAUAACGCAAAAUCUAGGCCAGCUGGCAUAUUUGAAUGCGCGCCGCGUGGAGACCAAGCGGAUCUAUUUUUCCGGCAACUUCCUGCGACGCAACGAGCUAGCGUGCAGGCAGUUGGCUUACGCAAUCAGCUUUUGGUCCAAGGGUGAAAUGCAAGCGCAAUUCUUUCAUCACGAGGGCUUUUUCGGCGAAUUGCAUUAG
Messenger RNA from Phytophthora infestans T30-4, 1278 nucleotides. Its product is annotated as pantothenate kinase, putative. The record is from RefSeq and is a predicted model, not a curated record. Gene Ontology annotation, molecular function: pantothenate kinase activity; ATP binding. The transcript has 4 exons. Lineage: Eukaryota; Oomycota; Peronosporomycetes; Peronosporales; Peronosporaceae. Gene Ontology annotation, biological process: coenzyme A biosynthetic process. Bases 1 to 1278 code for a protein of 425 amino acids. Gene Ontology annotation, cellular component: cytosol; nucleus.